AUUGCCAAUGAUCCGGUUCAUGUGGAUGAUUUCUAUAAUAAUCCUGCCUCUGUCGCAUCUUCCGGCGCACCUCAAUGGAACCUUCCAACCGGAACUUGUCUUCCUGACGCCGCCAUAAUCAACGGUGUUCAAAACGGGGGUAAUGCCCCUGAUAACUGCAACAUAGGCAAAUUAAACCACAAUUGCCACUCGCAGCCCAAUUGGAAUGGCGCGAACACGGAGCUCUAUUCUUUCCCAACUUAUUGGGAUCUUCGGCGUUGCAGCACUACCGAAUUUCGCAUCGCUUAUAAUGUUUACUUCACGAAGGACACUGGUCACAGACAUGACAUUGAAUGGAUUGUGAUGGUAUGGAAAUCACACGAUGGCGGAAACACCUUUAUUCGUGAUUCUGUUGUUUUUGAACAAGACGGAUCUCAUCCACACAAGUCCUGGGACCAAAUUCAAAACACCUUUUAUGAUCAAGAAGAUUGGCUCUCCCUUGGCAACAAAAGCAAAAAUCACGCCAGAAUCUUUGUAGGAAAGUGGCACCAUUCGAUGCACGAUGACCGCUACACCCAGUUCAAGAAUACCUGCCCGCCAAAUUCCGUGUCAGACUUCCGAACCGACGACUUCUACUUCUGGUCUGCACUCAACCUGACCCCCAUGGAUGUUAUC
This is a messenger RNA of Trichoderma harzianum CBS 226.95, 654 nucleotides long. RefSeq lists its product as hypothetical. Lineage: Eukaryota; Fungi; Ascomycota; Sordariomycetes; Hypocreales; Hypocreaceae. The record is from RefSeq and is a predicted model, not a curated record. The transcript has 4 exons. The annotation marks the transcript as partial.